AUGCCAACAGGACCUUCAAGUAGAGUGCUUAGGGAUAUACAUAGACGUGAGAUGGUAGCUAAGCGGGAGGUACAGAGAAGGUCUUUCCUCUACGUCGCUAGGAAUACCACCUUACCCUCUCAAGUACGCCACCAAGCACAACUCACUCUAAACUCAUUUGAAUCUGCUUCAAGGCCAACCAUGAUUCGUAACAGGUGCAAAGUCACAGGUAGAGGCGCGGGUUUGCAGCAGGGACUUACGCGUUUCCAAUUCAGAUUACAGGCGUUGAGAGAUGAAUUGGAAGGUGUACAUAAAGCUUCGUGGUAG
This is a messenger RNA of Wallemia ichthyophaga EXF-994, 306 nucleotides long. RefSeq lists its product as uncharacterized. The transcript has 2 exons. Gene Ontology annotation, molecular function: structural constituent of ribosome. NCBI's taxonomy places the organism in Eukaryota, Fungi, Basidiomycota, Wallemiomycetes, Wallemiales, Wallemiaceae. Gene Ontology annotation, cellular component: ribosome; mitochondrial small ribosomal subunit. The record is from RefSeq and is a predicted model, not a curated record. Gene Ontology annotation, biological process: translation. Bases 1 to 306 code for a protein of 101 amino acids.